This is a messenger RNA of Nakaseomyces glabratus, 1623 nucleotides long. RefSeq lists its product as uncharacterized. The record is from RefSeq and is a predicted model, not a curated record. Gene Ontology annotation, cellular component: membrane. Gene Ontology annotation, biological process: transmembrane transport. Gene Ontology annotation, molecular function: transmembrane transporter activity. NCBI's taxonomy places the organism in Eukaryota, Fungi, Ascomycota, Saccharomycetes, Saccharomycetales, Saccharomycetaceae.
AUGAUCGAAUCAUUUGAUGAUGAUGAUUCUAAAAAGAGAAAUGAAAUCAGUCACGUCGAGGACUCUUCAAAGUAUGAUUUAACUGUUCAUUUGUCCUCUAAGGAUGAAGAUUCAUCCCUACAAAAUGUGGAUGAUAUUAAAGGAGAUUUUGAAGAAGAAGCAAUCCCACUAUUUGUUUCAAAGGAUGAAAUCCCAGAAUCUUUAAAAGAUUACACCACUGAAGAAUUAGAAAUCCUUGACAAAAAAACUAGAAGAAAAAUGGAUCUAAGAAUCCUUAUUAUGUUAUGUUGGAUUUAUAUUUGUAACUACUUGGAUAGAUCCAACAUUGCUUCCGCAAGAUUGGGUGGUUUAGAAGAAGACCUGCACUUAUCUUCACAACAAUAUCAAACUGCUAUUUCUAUUUUGUUUGUUGGUUACAUUACGAUGCAAAUACCUUGUAACAUUAUCUUAAACAGAUUAGGCAGACCUUCUGUGUUCUUAUCCGUCAUUAUGACUGCGUGGGGUAUAGUUUCUACUUGUACUGGUGCAGUCCAAUCUUAUGGUGGUCUCUUAGCUAUAAGAGUUAUUUUAGGUUUUGUUGAAUCAGGUUUCUUUGGAUGCAGUUUGUAUUAUUUAUCUUGUUGGUACACCAAAAAGGAGCUUGGUCUUAGAAACUCCAUCCUAUACUCAGGCUCGCUAAUCUCUGGUGCUUUCUCAGGGUUGAUAUCUGCUGGUAUCAUUGAACAUAUGGACGGUACUCGUGGCUUAAGAGCUUGGAGAUGGUGCUUUAUUAUUGAGGGUGCUAUCACAGUUGGAACAGUCCCAUUAGCAUAUUUCAUUUUACCAGACAACCCGGACAACUCCAAGUUCUUGACUGAAACCGAGCGUGAUCUUGUUAUGUGGAAGUUGAGAAUGGAAGUUGGUGAUUCAGACUCGGAUAAGGAAAUGCUGGGUGAAUCCGGACACAAUUCUUUCUGGUAUGCGUUGAAGUUAGCUUUGACAGACACGAAGGUUUGGCUAUUAACUGGCUGUUUGACAUUCUUGGUUGCUGCAGCUGGUGUUACCAAUUUCUUCCCUUCUGUUGUGAAGACUUUGAACUACGGCAGAAUCAAAACUUUGUGUUUGACUGCACCACCUUAUCUAAUCGCUAUUAUCACCACAUUUGGAUGGUCAUGGCACUCGGACAGGACUGGUGAAAGAUUUUGGCACAUUGUUUGCCCACUUUUUAUUGCUCUGGCCGCAUUUAUUAUUGCUGUAUCAACACUAAAUACUGGAGCCAGAUAUUUUGCUAUGUGUUUGAUGCCAACCGGUCUUUACUGUUCCUAUACAAUUAUUAUUUCAUGGAUGUCGUCGUCGGUCCCAAGACCCCCAUUGAAGAGAGCUAUCGCUUUGUCCGUCAUGAACUGUGUAUGUAACUCAACAUCAAUUUGGAAUGCAUACCUGUACCCACUAUCUAAUGCCCCAAGGUAUGUUAUUGCGUUCUCCAGUAACUGUGGAUUUAUCGCUGCCUCAAUUUGUUGUGCUGUUCUUAUGAGGUUAUACUUAUUGCACUUAAAUAGAAAGAUCAAAAACGGCACCAUGGACUGGUUCAAGGAGUUCGGUAAUGAUGGCUCAAAGGUCAAAAAUUUCCAAUAUCCUGUUUAA